This is a messenger RNA of Lolium rigidum, 713 nucleotides long. RefSeq lists its product as uncharacterized. The coding region runs from base 156 to 713 and encodes 185 amino acids. NCBI's taxonomy places the organism in Eukaryota, Viridiplantae, Streptophyta, Magnoliopsida, Poales, Poaceae. The record is from RefSeq and is a predicted model, not a curated record. The transcript has 3 exons.
ACUUGGGCAACAGUGUACCAAGGUUACCCCUGUGGACAACCCAUGUCGUAAACUCAUACAUCGCCCUUGAUUCACAACAAGGAAAUAGCAGAGGAUUUGGAAGACUAUCUAAAAAGCACAUAACAUCUACACCAUUCAAAGGAAGUAAACAGCAAAUGGAAAUGCCUGCAGAAAUAAAAGAUUACAUGGAACUAAAAUUUCAAGGAAUUGCUUCAUUUCAGGACAAGAAGAGGCUGCAAUCACUUGUUUCCAAUUUCUUCCAUAAAAUGGUUCAAAACUCCAUUCCAAUUGUUAGAGGUUAUGUAGAUGACAUUCAACUCGUCUCAUCUUCAUCUAAUAAACAAGAAAUUGACCCUACUGUUGGGAAUGAAAUGCAAUUUUCUACUCAAACAAAAAAGAAUGCAACAACUGAAGAAAUCAAGUCAGAAAUGGUUGUAUACAAACCGAAGAAAAAAGUUUCAGAAGAACAGAUGGAGCAAUUCUUCCAGAACAUGUUCCUUUUCCAUCAAAUUGAAGUCCCCAAGGACAACUACAAUACUAGCAUGGAUUUCAAACAAAUUCUACAUAAGUUCAGUAAAGGUUGUUCAAUUGGAGAAAAUUCUGAUGGUUUUGAUCUACCAAAUAAUUAUCCUGAUUACGAAUCAAGUUUGCUUCAUCCGAAAGACAUGGCAUCAACAAUCAUUUCAAAUGAUUCAUCCGUACUGAUUCUCUGA